AUGAGUGCACAACUGUUAGAAACUCCUUCGAAAUCACGAAAACCUAGGAAUUCUGCUUUUUUUCAACAAAAGCUUCCAGCAUGGCAACCAAUGUUUACUGCUAAAAAGUCUGGAAUAGCAUUCACAGUUUUCGGAAUUGUACUGAUACCCAUCGGUAUUGUAUUACUAACGACGUCAAAUAGUGUUGUAGAAUAUCUUGUGGACUAUACAGAUUGUACUAGGAAUGGUACUGAAGAGUUAUGCUCUCAAGUAAUUGCCUCGGGGAAACCAUGUGUUUGUGUCAAACAUAUUACUGUUGAAUCGUCCAUUCCUGGACCCGUUUAUUUAUAUUAUGGUUUAAGCAACUUUUAUCAAAAUCAUCGACGAUAUGCACGAUCUAAAAAUGAUGAUCAGUUGCUUGGUAUUUAUCAAGACCCAAGUUCGCUAUCUUCGUGUAACCCAUAUGUGUCGAUUGACGGUAAACCGAUACUUCCGUGUGGUGCAAUUGCAAACAGUAUAUUUAAUGACACAUUUAUCCUGACAUAUAUACGGAAUGAUAAUACCAAAGUUGAUGUCACAACUACAACAAAAGGUAUAGCAUGGCCUUCCGAUGUUGAUCGCAAAUUCGGGACCUUAAAUGCAAACGCUCUCAAUAAUACAAUCAAGCCACCAAAUUGGCCUCAACCAAUUCAAGCAAGAUCUUCAAAUCCAUUUAAAACUGAUGAAGCUCUAAUAGUAUGGAUGAGAAUAGCUGCUUUGCCAAAUUUUCGUAAAUUAAACGCUAUUGUAGUUCAGAAAGAUGAUUUUGCAAAUGGUCUACCCUCAGGAACAUAUGAAAUUGUUAUUAACUACUUCUAUCCAGUUACUUCGUUUGGUGGUAGGAAAAAAUUCAUAUUAGCCAAUGCUAGUUGGUUAGGUGGAAAAAAUCCAACACUUGGAAUCCUAUGUCUAAUUACUGGUUCUAUACAUAUAUGUCUUGGUAUAGCAUUCCUUGUAGUGCAUUUUUUGUAUGGUAAACGUCCAGCUUUUCCUUCAUCGGUUUGUUUAAUUCGAUGUGCAAAUUAA
This is a messenger RNA of Schistosoma rodhaini, 1044 nucleotides long. NCBI's taxonomy places the organism in Eukaryota, Metazoa, Platyhelminthes, Trematoda, Strigeidida, Schistosomatidae. The record is from the annotation of a GenBank genome assembly.